Messenger RNA from Coregonus sp. 'balchen', 5987 nucleotides. Lineage: Eukaryota; Metazoa; Chordata; Actinopteri; Salmoniformes; Salmonidae. The record is from the annotation of a GenBank genome assembly.
AUGCCGGCUCUGCCAGCGCUGCUGCUGUCGAUACACUUCUCCUCCUUCCUGCUAGUUACCAUGGCACCACGCUCCGGAAGCCAGGCCACCCUGCUCUCCUCUGUCCGGAUGGGUGAGUGUCUAUCUAUCAAUCCAUCCCUCCCUCCUUCCAUCCCUUGAGCACCCUCAGGUGUCUGUCUCCCCCUCCUCCCCCGGUGUCUCACCCCCCUCCUCCCCCUUGCCCACCAGGGCACACCCAUUCACUCACCUGGCCUUCACAACCCUCAUAAAUACUCUGCUUGUCUCUACUCUUUUUGUCUUGCUGUCUUAUGGUGUGUAACAUCAAUGUUUUCUCUCGCUCCAUAUCUACGUCUCCCUCCCUCCCCAUGUAGCUGCGAUCCUGGAUGACCAGUCAGUGUGUGGGCGUGGGGAGCGGCUGGCUCUGGCCCUGGCCAGAGAGAACAUCAACAGUGUGAUGGAGGGAGGGGCCAGAGCCCGCGUGGAGGUGGACAUAUUCGAACUGCAGAGGGACUCCCAGUACGAGACCACUGACACCAGUGAGUAACACCACUACUGACCACUACAGACCAGUACUGACUAGUAAGACCAGUAAUACCAGGAGAGACCAGUAAAGAUGAGUACAGACCAGUACAAACCAGUAUUGACCUGUGCAGACUCAGUAGAGACCAGUACAAACUGUUACACGACCACAGACACUUGUACAGACCAGUAAUACCAGUCCAGACCAGUACUGACCAGUAAUACCAGUACUGACCUGUACAGACUAGUACUGUCCAGUAAUAUCAGUACUGACCAGUAAUACCAGUAUAGCCCAGUACUGCUCAGUAAUACCAGUAAAGACCAGUACUGAUCAGUAAUACCAGUACAGACCAGUACUGACCAGUAAUACCAGUACAGACCAGUACUUACCAGUACAUACCAGUACUGACCAGUAAUACCAUUACUACAAACUUAUAGAUUGAGGAUAUCAUUCAGUAGUUUUUGUGUAUUAGCUCACAGACCAAUGAGUUCUAUCAGGAUACAGACACUUGCUGUUCCCAUUGCAAGAGGUCACCACCCUGCCAUUAGCCAUAGCGAGCUGGAGGGAGAAGUGACUGUGUGGACGUGUGUGAAUGCACCGUACAGUAUGUGUGUGUGCUUGUGUGUGGCUUUAUACAUGUGUGUUUGUGUGUGCGCUUUUGUGUGGCUUUAUUCAAGUGUGUGUGUGUGUCCUUGACCAGUGGGCAGGACACUCUAACAGGCGUGUUUGCCAUCAGGGUCCUUGGAUCACAGGCCUUAUCUUACAGCUGUAGCUGUAUGACACACACACACACACACACACACACACACACACACACACACACACACACACACACACACACACACACACACACACACACACACACACACACACACACACACACACACACAGAUACACAGACACACACACACACACACACACGCCAGAGGUUAUGGGUGAUGAGGAUGGAGUGAUGGAGAGGAAUGAAAUGGAGCCCAGGGUGAAUCUAAAUAGUCUGAAGCAGCUUCCUCUCCUUGCCUCAUUUCCUUCAGCUGACGUGAAGAUGCACCCAUAAACUUACUGUAGCCCCAUGAUGGGUGCGAUUAUUGCCCCCUGUCAAUCAUUGACUCAGAGGCCUUGUUUCCCUGUUACUGUCUAGGUUCAACCAUGGUUACUGUGACACAGUGCAGUGUGGCAGGAAGACAUGUUGGCCUUGAUCAGUGUGUCAGUGGCAUUGAUGAGAUUAACUAUGAGACAGAACAGACUGACUGACAGACUGAACAUGCCCUAACAGUAGGCAAGAUGGAGUUUCCACCAUGUUGCUACGUUUCCAUCCUUUUCCCAUCAGUGGUCACAAAGGAAAAUAGAUCAUUUAAAGGUGUAGGCAAUGGCUAGGUUCCACUCUACAAACUCACUCCCUUCCCUCUGCCCGUGAAGGGAAGGUGGCAUAAUGGAACCAAGCCAGAGGGUUAAAGGACAAAGCAAGGAGUGAGUAAGAGUUCUGAAGUCCACAAGCAUUAGAAACAAUAGACUGCACUUCAACAUUUAUAGCAACAAAGAUGUAAGCACCCGACAAGCAAGAGAGUGGUAAGAGUUGUUGAAGUCCCAAGCAUUCAGAAACAAAGACUGCCACAUAUCACACCAGAAUUUUUUUUCCCCCCCCCCCAAAAAUUUAUUUUAAAAAAUUUUUUGUUUUUUUUUUUUUUUCCUUUUUCCCCUUUUUUUUUUUUUUUCUUUUUUUUUUUUUUUUUUUUUAUUUUUCUAUUUUUCUUCCCCUCCUCCUAAAUUUUUUUAAAUUUUCCCCUUUUUUUUUUUAUUCCCAAGGGUUUUCUUUUUUCCCCCCCCCAAAUAAUUUUUUCUUUUUUUUUUUUUUCUAAUCUUUUCUCUCCCUUUUUCUCUCCUCCCCUUUUUCUCCUCUUUUUCUCCUCUCCUCCCCGCCUCUCUCCCCCUUUCUCUCUCUGCCCCCUCUCUCUCCUCUUCUCUUUUGUCUCCCCCUUUUUUCCCUCUUCCUCCUCUCUUCCCCUCCCUUCCCUCCCUUCGGGGCUCCUCCAACUGUUUUUAAAACUGGUUUUCCCUUUGAAUAUCGGCCUUCCCCCCUUCUGCGCCCCUUUUCCCUUUUUUUUUGGGUUUUUUUCUUGUUUUUUUAAAAUUUAAUUUUUAAAUUUUUUUCCCCUUUUUUUUUCCCCCCCCCCCUUCCUCCCCUCUUCCCUCCCCUCCUUCUUCCUUUCCCCUUUCCUUUCUCCUUUCUCUUCCCCCUCCCCCCUUUCUUCCCCCCUUUUCCCCUUUAACCCCCCCCAAAAACCAAACCCCCGGGAAAGGGGGGUUUUCCCCCCCCCCCCCAACCCAAUUUAUCCCCCAACCCCUCCCCCCCUUUUUUUUUUUUUUUUUUUUCUUUUUUUUCCUUUUUUUUUUUUUUUCGGGGGCCCCCCCCCUUUUGGGGCCCCCCCGGGGAAAAGGGGGGAAAAAUUCAAAACAACCUGUCGAAAAAAAAAAAAACCCCCCCGGUUUUGCCCCCCCCCCAAAAUUUAAAAAGUAAAAUUUUUAAAGAAAAGCCCUCCCCUCUCCUCUCCUCUCCUCUCCUCUCCUCUCCUUCCCCUCUCCCCUUUCCUCCCCUCUCCCUCCUCUCUUCUCUCCUCUCUCCUUUACUCAUCCUCCUCCUCCUUCUCCUCCUCUCCUCUCCAGAUCCCUCAUGUAAAGAUAGGUCCAGAGGAGACUCCCAGGUUGCCCUACCUGCGUUUUGCCUCGGUCAGUCUGUACCCUAGCAACGAGGACCUGAGCCUGGCCGUGGCAGCCAUCCUGAGAUCCUUCAGCUACCCCUCAGCCAGCCUGGUCUGCGCCAAGGCCGAGUGUGAGUACUGUGUGUGUGUGUGUGUGUGUGUGUGUGUGUGUGUGUGUGCUUGUGUGUGUGUGUGUGCACGCAUGUAUUGUAGAUGUGUGUGAAUGUGUAAUUGUGUGUGUGCAUGUGUGUGUUUGUGUAACUCACACUCCCUGUGCGAGCUCACGGCAUCUUGGCACAUUCACACUCUGGGCGAAUAUGACUGUCCUGCUGUUAGACACUCAUUCUAACAGGCUGCUCUUAAAGUUCACUAAACUGUACAUGCAAACAACACAACACGUGGUCCAUACAAAUCACACUCCAACAGUAUCUACCUCUUACUCAUCCUCCAGCACUUGGACAGACAGUCAACCACCUGUCGGCCUCCAGACUAUUGAUUUAAAUAUUGAUGCACAGUAAUUAUUCCAAAGAGCUGUAAUUCUGUUUCAGUCUCAGAAAAUGAAGAGCUCCUCUCCUCUUCAUAGACUUGCCACUUUGAACAUGAGACCCUUUGAAAUACAUCAGAAACUGUACACCGAUAUGAUCAGUGAUUUUCAUGUGAUAUACAGGCAUACUUCCUUCCUUCCAUUUUCUGAUGUGAGACUUGUAUCUAUUUCAUGUGUUUACAAAAAGCUUCUCUCAUAUUUGGAAGAGGUUUUAAAAGCAACAGGUACGGUAGUCAUGGUGAUAUAGUGAUUGCGGGGGCAGAUGAGGCUCUAUUUUUGUCUGGGAAGUGAUCUCGUCAAGGUUACCGUUACCCACACUCUCUGACCCACUUGGCUGUGGGAGCUAUCACUGUGCUGAGCUGCUGGUUGCCAUGGCUGCAGAAUAGGUGCUAACUGCCACUCAACAGGCUGACUGCCUGACUCCCUCCACACACACGCACAUGCAGUCAGUGUGCUGCAGAGAGAUAUAGGAUGAACACACCAUGGUUACAACCAACAGGGGUUUUCAUAUUUUUCCAUCUACCUCCGUCAAGUGGCUUUCAGGAAAAGUGGACGUUGUGUUUGUUUGUGAGAUAGGUCCGGAUAUAACUGCCGUCCAUCACAUAUCAGAUGUAGUGGUUGAGUAACGCAAGGAGACAAGAUGGUUUAUUUUUCUCUUCUUAUAUUGUCCAUUCGGUUGCUGCAUGAUAAAAAAUACUUUUUAUGUUGAUUUCCAGGCGUUUUCCGGUUCUUUUUGGCUCACUGAAAUGAUUUUAAAGGAGGGUGUAUCCGUGGUUUUAGGCCAUUUUGGAGGUUUCCUUCUCUAGUUAUGUAUGGGUCACAUCCAGCUAUUAAUCUAGUGCCAUUAUGCAGUUUUUAUGAGAUGGAUGAGGUUAGAGGAGGGAUAGAGAGAGAGAAAGCAAGAGGUAGGGAGAGAGAGAUGGUGAUAAAGAGCUGGAGAGAGGAAUAGAGGGAUCGGGGAGAGAUGAUGAGAAAGGAGAUGGAGAGCAAAGGGGAGACCAGGAAAAGAAAAGAAAGAGGGAGAGAGAAAAAAGAGCUAGAGAAAGAGAUAGAGAGGGACGGAGAGGUUAGGGAAAGAGAGAGAAGUUAGAGAGAGAGAAGGAGAGGUUAGGUUAGUGAGAGAGUGUGAUAAAGAGAGAGAGGAAGCUAGAGAGAGAAUAUUGAUUUUUCUCCUCCUUCAAACUAAUUAAAGUUUUUGGCCUGGUUCGGUGAUUAUCACACUGCUUACAGGCCUGCUCUCCGGGAGGCCCCUGUCCCCUCCCCCCUCCCUCCCUCCCUCCCUCCCUCCCUCCCUCCCUCCCUCCCUCCCUCCUCUCUCUCCCCUCUGGCUCCCUGUGAAGCUCCCCAGACGCUGGUAGCUCCUCUUAUUUACUUUUCCAGCAGCGUUUUACUAGAGAAUAUAGAACUAGAAUGGGAAUUAGAGUUUAUAUUCUAAAUCCUAAGGACUAUUCCAUAGUGUUUGGCCCAGGGACUAGCUACAGUACUGUAUAUAUAUAUACAGUACAGAAUGCUUUGAGGAACGAAUGCGUCAUGUGUUGAUGCAUCACAUGCAUCAUGUCGUCACUGGAGACUUUUGAUAUUGUGCAUUGCAAUGGGAGAGAAAGAAGUAGCCGUUCAUUUAGCUUUUCUGUUUGGCUUGUCCCUAGUUGGUCUUGUUGCUAUGUAUGUUGCUAAGUAAUUACCAGUCUGUCCGUAGUGGAUUGGUGGGUCCGUUUUUUCACUUGCUUUCAACCACAUCGUCUCUCUCAGAAUUGUGAUACAUUUCACAGUGCUAUACAAUAUACAUGCAAUAGGCAACAAUGUCAAAUUCUAUAUCAAUGCCAUAGUGGUAGGUUAGCACUAUAUAAUUAUUGAAUCCUUCUCAGAACCUGAUUUAUAGUAUCUCUUGUUAGAACUACCAGUACAGUACAGUUUCUAUGCGUUUUACCAUGCCAAUCUCCAACAUCCCAUGUUUGUUUGUGGGAUGUUAAAUGAAGUCUCACUUAAAAUGUCUAUUCUAUCCCUUCUCUUCUCCUUCUCUCCGGCUCUCUCCCGGCUCCACCCCUCAGGCCUUCUGCGAUUGGAGGAGCUAGUGCGGCGCUUCCUGAUCUCCAGGGAGACACUGUCAAUCAGGAUGCUGGAUGACAGCCUGGACCCCACCCCUCUGCUGAAGGAGAUACGAGACGACAAGGUGGCCACCAUCAUCAUCGACGCCAACGCCUCCAUCUCCUACCUCAUCCUCAAAAAG